Messenger RNA from Formica exsecta, 2277 nucleotides. It is a transcript of the gene Psn, whose product is annotated as presenilin-2. Gene Ontology annotation, biological process: membrane protein ectodomain proteolysis; Notch receptor processing; protein processing. Gene Ontology annotation, cellular component: neuromuscular junction; growth cone; lysosomal membrane. The record is from RefSeq and is a predicted model, not a curated record. The transcript is spliced from 8 exons. NCBI's taxonomy places the organism in Eukaryota, Metazoa, Arthropoda, Insecta, Hymenoptera, Formicidae. Bases 212 to 1693 code for a protein of 493 amino acids. Gene Ontology annotation, molecular function: aspartic endopeptidase activity, intramembrane cleaving.
ACCUUUACACUUUUUUCAAAGAUGGUGGUCGCACAGUGAAUCACUCGCGCGACAGACGAGGAGAGAGGUUGUAAAUGGUUGUCAACAAGUCCGCAACGCGUUCGAGGAAUAAACGAGGUGAGGCGUGUCGAGAGUGCCAAAGUAACACAUAGUGGAAACUGUCAAAGAACGAGUCUUUCAACCGUUCGUCCGGAAAUACAGACUUUGAUGAAUGUCUGAGAGUGAUUACGAUUCCGCGAACGAGUACACAAGCCUGAUGGACGGUCACGUCGCGGAGUCUCGCACGGACGACCUGAUCCUGGGCAAUGACCGUCUAAGAAAGGGCCGUUCUAGGAACGUCAAUGAGGAAGUGGAAAAUGGGGUUCCUGAGGUACAUAUUGAAGCAUCAGGCACGACUGUCGCUCGAUCGAAUAGACGCAGUGCGUCUGGUAACAAUAAUCAAAACAGACUGAGGCAUUACAAUAGAGACGAGGAAGAGGAAGAAUUAAAGUAUGGAGCGGCACAUGUGAUCAAACUCUUUGUCCCUGUUUCGCUAUGUAUGCUGGUUGUAGUGGCUACUAUUAGCUCAGUGCAUUUCUAUACAACUAAAGGAAUGUACUUAGUAUACACUCCAUUUCAUGAGGACAGCUCUGAUACGAGUACUAAAGUUUGGCAGGCGUUUGCCAAUUCGCUAAUUCUUAUGAGCGUCAUUGUAGUUAUGACUGUGAUACUUAUCAUUCUUUAUAAAUACAGAUUUUAUAAAGUCAUACACGGCUGGCUAAUUAUAAGCUCUUUAUUGUUGCUUUCAAUGUUUUCAAUUCUAUAUUGCGAGCAGAUAUUGAAAGCUUAUAACAUUCCAAUGGAUGUAUUCACACUAGGCAUAGGCUUAUGGAAUUUUGGUGUGGUAGGAAUGAUUUGUAUUCAUUGGCAAGGACCUUUGCAACUUCAACAGGCAUAUUUGAUAUUUAUUUCUGCCUUAAUGGCGCUUGUUUUUAUCAAGUAUUUACCCGAAUGGACGGCAUGGGUCGUGCUCGGUGUUAUAAGUAUUUGGGAUUUGAUUGCGGUUUUAACACCAAAAGGCCCAUUAAGAAUACUCGUUGAAACAGCACAAGAACGAAACGAAUCCAUUUUCCCUGCUCUAAUAUACUCUUCCACUAUCUUAUAUUCGUUUACCGUGACUUAUGCUGGAUAUGUACAAGCGGCCACAAUGGCAUCUGAAGACACCGCGGCAUCUCCUACGCGUAGUCAGGCGGACAAUCAAAAUAAUCGCACAUCUAAUGAUACGGAAGAGGGCGGUUUCACUCCCGAAUGGGUAGAGACACACGGCGAACGUAGCGCAAGGCGCGCUCAAGAGGUGCGGGAAAACUCGUUGAGGGAAGGCGCGCAGCAACAGGAAAAUCGCGCACGAGAAUCGCAGGGGCAAGCGACAGUAACCGAGGAAGAGCGCGGAGUUAAACUAGGUCUUGGUGACUUUAUAUUCUACAGCGUGCUUGUCGGAAAGGCGUCCAGUUACGGAGACUGGAACACUACCUUGGCUUGCUUUGUUGCUAUUCUUAUUGGCCUGUGUUUGACGUUGCUGUUGCUAGCCAUAUUCAAGAAAGCGCUACCUGCAUUGCCAAUUUCUAUAACGUUUGGUUUGACAUUUUACUUUGCCACAAAGGUCAUUGUCGCGCCAUUUGCGGAUAGUUUAGCGAGCGAACAAGUGUUCAUUUAAAAAUUUAGGUAUGAUAUAAAUAUUAUCUUAUUUAGCAUAAUUUAUUGUAGGAAUCGAUUAUUUUCCGCGAGGGGACAAUGCCCAUUACUCACCCGUUUGGUAUCCCGUUUAGUUCCAGUAUUUCUUAAUUUGAUUUUUUCCUUUUUUUUUUAUAAUUUAUUUAUGCAAACUUUUCUUUAGAGACUGACCCCUUUGAACCAAAACGUACCUACCUACAUCUCUUAAUAAUUGAAUAUUUCUCAAAGAAUCGUAUAUAUCAAAUAUACACACACAUAUUUGCAAAAAAAAAAAAAAAAAAUGCUCAGAAAAAAGAAAUAAUUUAAAUUUGUAAUAUAGAAGUAAGAUAGAAUAUAUAGAAAAAAUGAUGGAAGGAAUGUAAUUACUUAGUAUUUUUUUAUGCGAAGCGAGUUGACAAGACGCGCAUCGUUGUGGAACUAGGCGGUACAUGUUUGUCACGGGGGUUAUGUGAUAUACAAGCGGGAGAAUGUGCGCUGCAUUAUAACAAUUUAUUGUACUCCGUUUGUUACAUUUACAGAACAUAUAAGUAGACUCUCGAGUAUAAAAAAAAAAAAAAAAAAAAAAAA